GUUGCCAUGGCAACAUUGAUCUGAGCGGUACGACAUCUGUAGGACAUGGGAGGAACCACGACUGUCCCUCACUGGGAGAAGACCAAUAUGGCCGCAUGCUAGUCGAAAUUUUUCUUUACUGUUUGCCAACGUUUUUUAAAUCGUCUCGUACCAUCUUUGCAUCUCUUUUUCAUCUCAACCUUAAAGUAGGUGACAAAAUUGAGGUUGAAGUGAAUUAGAAAGAGUUUAGCGAUCUUCUGCCGCUGUUACUUGAAAAAAGAUGUUGCAUCAUCAGUCUGUGCCGAUCCCAUCCAAUCAGCUCAGAGAUGCUAAUAGGUUGGGUCAGGUUCCUAUGCGAAUGUCUCAGCAACAGCAGCAGCGACAACCAAUACUGAUGGGGAUGCAACCGCAAGGAAGUGGGCCUGGCCCAGGCCAAAUCCUAAAUGUUCCAGUGUUUCUUCUUAUAGUCAUGAGCAUUGGCAUGGCACAAUGCCGCCAAUUCUCAAAUUACUUCACAGCGGACGAUAUUGAAAUGUUAUUUGGUCCUAAUGGAUGUAUUGAAGUUCUGACCUUAAUGCCCACAUCACCAGUCAAUCCAGUCUUGGCUGCCACCCCCCUCACCCCACAGCCUACAAAACCUGCCUCAGUGCUUCUAGGACCUGAGGGAGAUGGAUCUCAAAGGCAGCAAUUACAGCAGCAGCAGCAAUCGCCCCCCCAACAAACUAUCACAAACAUGAAUACGAGCACAACCACUACCACCACUACUACAACAAACACAACAGUUCCCUCUACAAACGUGGCAAACACAAAAGAGAAAACCCCAAUGUGUCUUGUCAACGAACUUGCAAGAUUUAAUAAAAUACAGCACCAAUAUAGACUCACCAAUGAGCAGGGACCAGCUCACAAGAAGCGUUUCACAGUUAUGCUGAAAUUGGGAGAAGAAGAAUAUACUGCUGAGGGUGCCAGUAUAAAGAAAGCCCAACAUUCAGCAGCUAGUGAAGCCCUUGAAAACACACAAUACAAGCACCCACCCCCAAAAACUACACGCAAUGUUCGUCUUGGCAAGAGUAAUAUUACUCCAACAGUGGAACUUAACGCACUGGCAAUGAAACGAGGGGAGCCCGCAGUAUACACGUUUGUAGAGCCCCCACAUAAUGGAGCUCCACAUAAUCCAUAUUUGCCUCCAAAUCCUACAUUUAAUUACAGAGGAAUGUAUAAUCAGGUUCGUGGGUAUUUAUGUGAACAGAAUAGGCGGAAUUUGAGUUCAAGAGGUCCUCCUUAUUUUGAUCCACAGCGCUACCAUCAUUAUGGCAAGGGCCCUGGUUUCCAUCCUACAUUCUACGUAUCAUUACGAGUUGGAACAAGGGAGUUUUUGGGUGAAGGCCCCACAGCCCAAGCUGCAAGGCACGAUGCUGCUUCCAGAGCUUUAAGUCAACUUCGAAACUUGCCUUUGCCAGAAGAGAGUCUUAGAUGUGAUGCUGGUUCUUGUUUGGAAAAUGAUCCUAAUGCAGAUUUGAAGAGUCCAAUUUCUUUGGUUCACGAGAUUGCUCUAAAAAGAAAUCUUCCUGUGAACUUUGAAGUUGAAAGUGAAAAGGGUCCUCCACACAUGCGAACCUUUGUCACAAAAUGCUCUGUUGGAGAUAAAAUUACUACAGGUGAAGGCAAUGGUAAAAAGGUUUCCAAGAAAAGAGCAGCUGAGAAAAUGUUGGAGGAACUGAAGAAACUCCCACCAACAUCACCAACAUUGACAUCUAGUUUGGCUCGUUUAAAACGAAAAGCUAAUCCCGGCAAGAAAAAAACUCGUAAUCUCAUCAAGGAACAGAAGGCUGAACCUGAAUAUGGAGAGGAUAUAAAUCCAAUAUCUCGCCUCAUUCAAAUUCAACAAGCAAAGAAAGAACGUGAACCAAUAUAUUCCUUAUUAGAAGAAAGAGGUGUACCCAGGCGAAGGGAAUUUGUUAUGGAGGUGUCAAUAGGGCAACACUCUUGCACCGGAACUGGACCAAACAAGAAAUUGGCUAAACGUGCUGCUGCUGAGGGACUUUUACAAAUGCUAGGAUAUUCUCGACCAUCAGUACAGCCUGCAAAGCCAUCAAUUAAAACAGGAGAAACACCUGAAAUGGAUAAAAAUAGAAAGGUCACAUUUUCUGAAGAUGAGAAGCCUCCUGUCGAUCAAAUGCCAACAGGAGGUAGCAGUGGCCGUCAAUUAGUUCCUGGUUUAUUACUUAUGUCUGACGGUGCAACAACCAAUGGUUACGGGCAGACUACGCCUACCAAAAAUUCAGGAGUGAGCUUGCAAACAACUGCUACCAUUGCAAAGGAGCUUCUUAAAGGAGGCAGUUCACCAACUGCUGAAGCUUUAGCAAAAUCAAGCUUAAAUCAUAAAUCAUCAUCUCCUGUUGGAAGUUUGAAACCAAAUCAAAUAUCUCCCCAUAGUCAAGUUGUGCGACCCAAGGAUCAGUUAAUGUACUUGGCUCAACUUCUUGGUUUUCAGGUUCAGUUUUCAGACUUUCCACGGGGCAAUCAUAGCACAUUUCUUAGCUUGGUUUCGCUAUCUACAGAUCCUCCUCAAGUAUGUCAUGGUGCAGGAAGCACUACAGAUGCCUCACAUGAUCAGGCAGCUCUUACAGCUUUACGUGCUCUUUCUGAAAUGGGACUUGACUCUGUUGCACCUCCUGCAACAAAUAUUAAGAAAGAGUCUGGUGGCCAGGGUGACGGCCUUCACCUGAGCCAACCAAAUAUUCAAGAAACCGGAGGAAUUUCAUUAACUAAGUAAAGCAUGCGGCCAAGUUGUCUCUAACAUAGAUGCAUGGUUGAUACAAAAUUUCUUAGCUCAAGUAAAUUCAUCAUUCACAGUGCCUUUUUGAUACAUUAUUAUAGCAAUACAUCGUAUUGAUUAUGAAAAGUGCACUGCAAAUGAGGCUUUACUUGAUUGAAUAUUUAAGUCUUGAAUGUAAUUAUUACUCUAUAUAAUGAAAGGAAUUUUGUAUCACCUCCAUCUCCAGAGAAACUUGAAAAACAGUUGAUCCCCUUCCGCUUGUGAGGGCCGGAGCGCAAGGGGCAAAAAAGAGCACCCACUUGCAAUGUGGGAUCAGAACCUUUUAGCCCAUUGUUAACGCCAAGUAGAAACAAGAGAGAAUGCUAUAUAAAAUUUUGCAUGAAAAUAUUAUUUUUUAAAUUUUUUAAGUUUAUUGUAAUUUAUCAAUUUUUGUUAACAAUUUGUGGCUAAACAUGGCUCGAUCCUGUGCUGCAUGAAAGAAAGAGAUUUCUACGAACAUUGAUUUCAUUGUUUAAUCUAUGGGGCUUUUAAACUUAGACAUUUAGGGAAAAAAAGAAUGCUUAUUGUGUAUCGUGAAAAUAUUUCCCAGAAUAGCUGGCUAUUGUAUUAUCCUGAGGAAAGAGGAACAUUGUAGGGAAGCAUUUGACAAUACAGAAUGUCAAAUCUUUCCCAAUCCCAUAGUAAUCUCUUCUAAAGUUGUGUUUUAUAAUAAUUGUGCUUAUAUUUAGUAGAAGUAAAGUAAUCUGUAUUAUCUUAACAAUGAUGUUCUAGCAAAUGUAGUUGUGAGAAUGGUGGGCAUUGGCUACAAAUUAAAUAAUGUCGCUGCAUUGACGAUAACAUUAGAAACUGGAUACAUUGCUGAUAUGGCCAUCUUUGUCUUAUUGUAUUGCUCAAUACAGUGAGACAAACAUUGGUGACCACAGUGAUGUUAAGAUCUUCACAGUGAAAUAAGGAACCUGGCCCACCUCCUUGGAAACUUACUUGUGUAUUUCUGAGUGACACUUCUACUCAGGACCGCACAAACUUUUGCCCUUUUACUUGUAAAUGUUUUUCUACCUGCAUCUAUUUUCUUUGAUAAUAAAAAUUCUGGGAAACAUUAUUCAGUUUAGUAUUUACAAUGACUUGGAAUGGUGAAGCUCUUGAAUACUCUUCCAAAUCAUGGAAAUAAGCUCAAAUUAGCUUGUUUGUUGUCAAAAUAAGCUAAUUUGAUGGUCGAUAAUUGACUGGUUGAAGUUGAAUUAGAACAUGAGCUUUUGUCUGUGUCUUUAAAUGCUUCUUCAUCCUUCAUAAAACAAAACUUGUAAAUGUGAUUUUUCCCAUUAUACAUACAUCAAAAGUGCACAGUAUUGUACCAUACAUUUUUGUUAAUAUGUCAAUUAUUAAAUUUUAGUGAGAAUUUCAUGUAUUGCUUGGUGCGUUAUUAAUAUUUUAAUUAUUUACAUGCAUUGUUUUCAGUGGAUCGGCAAAUUUAAUCUCUGGAUUAUCUUGCACAUUGCUGGUUUCAUUGAGCAAUAAUAAAUGAACCCUUCCCUUCUUGGUUUUCUUUUAACUUUGCAACACCAGUAUAACAGUAGCAUAUUCAUGCAUCACUUUCUAAGUGUAUUUACAUCUCUUGUAUGCUCUCCAUAAGUCUGUGUAGUAUACUGGCAAAUUUCUAGCCACAGCAAAAUGUCAUGUUAUCUGUGUGCAGUGUUUAUGCUGUGUAGAAGGAUUUUAAAAACAAAGAAUAUGGUGAUAUGUGCAUAGUCUUUGUGCAUGGGAUACCAUAUGGAUGUGGAAAUUGCAUACACAUAGUGUUUUUCAUUCUCAUACACAGCAUUACACAGUAUAGCCUAAAUAUUCCAGUGUAGAUGUAAAAAAAAAAAAAGCAUUAUCUGCCUCCUUAGAUACUGAAAUCAAUAAACGAAGGUUGAAACAG
Gryllus bimaculatus (two-spotted cricket) is the source of this 4673-nucleotide messenger RNA. The record is from the annotation of a GenBank genome assembly. NCBI's taxonomy places the organism in Eukaryota, Metazoa, Arthropoda, Insecta, Orthoptera, Gryllidae.